Molecule: messenger RNA, 2129 nt
Organism: Mercurialis annua (annual mercury)
Lineage: Eukaryota; Viridiplantae; Streptophyta; Magnoliopsida; Malpighiales; Euphorbiaceae
Product: 3-phosphoshikimate 1-carboxyvinyltransferase 2
Exons: 8
Coding region: 295-1842 (515 amino acids)
Biological process (GO): chorismate biosynthetic process; aromatic amino acid biosynthetic process
Molecular function (GO): 3-phosphoshikimate 1-carboxyvinyltransferase activity
Source: RefSeq, a predicted model, not a curated record
CAACCCACUCUCUCUUCAAACCCAACAAUAACUCAAAAACAACCCCCAAAAUCAACUUUAUUUUGCAAUUAAACCCCUAUAAUUACAAAAUAAGACCCUAAUUGUAAAAUUAAACACAUUAUCAAGCACCUUUUGAAGAUUCACCAUCUUUUUCAAACAACGGCAACCCAACUUGAAGUUGGUUGGUGAAAAAAAAAACUACAUUACAUUUCGCCUAAAUUCAUCAACAUAAACACUCACCAAUCGAAGAAAGAAAAUUCGUUUUAUUUUCUCGGUAUCCAAACAGAUUUAAAAAUGGCGCAAGUCACCAAAAUAGCCACCGGAAUUCAAAACUCUUACACUUUUCCAAAUUUCUCAAAACCCCAAGUACCCAAAUCAUCAGUUUCAAUUAGAUCACAGAAUAAUAAUAAAAAUUUCUCUUCUUUUUCUCUGGGUUUAAAGCAAUUGAAAACUCAAAGAAAAAAUGUUUUUAAAAUUUCAGCUUCAGUCGCCACCAAAGAGAAGCCGUCAACGGCGCCGGAAAUUGUAUUGCAACCCAUUCAAGAAAUAUCGGGUACGGUUACAUUACCCGGUUCCAAAUCACUUUCUAAUCGGAUUCUUCUGCUCGCUGCUCUCUCUGAGGGUACAACUGUGGUUGAUAACUUGUUGAAUAGUGAGGAUGUUCAUUACAUGCUUGGUGCAAUGAAAACACUAGGGCUGCAAGUGGAGCAUAAUAGUGAGCUGAAACGAGCUACUGUUGAAGGUUGUGGCGGUUCUUUUCCGGUGGGUAAUGGGUCGAACGGUGAUGUUGAACUUUUUCUCGGGAAUGCUGGAACGGCUAUGCGUCCGUUGACUGCUGCAGUAACUGCAGCUGGUGGAAAUUCAAGCUACAUACUUGAUGGCGUGCCACGAAUGCGAGAGAGACCAAUUGGGGAUUUGGUGGCUGGUCUUCAGCAGCUUGGUGCAGAUGUUAAUUGUUCUUCUACAAACUGCCCACCUGUUCGUGUUAAUGGAAAAGGAGGCCUUCCUGGUGGAAAGGUUAAGCUUUCUGGAUCAAUCAGUAGUCAAUACUUGACUGCUUUGCUCAUGGCAGCUCCUUUGGCUCUAGGAGACGUGGAAAUUGAGAUUAUUGAUAAAUUGAUAUCCAUUCCUUAUGUUGAGAUGACUUUGAAGUUAAUGGAACGUUAUGGAGUCUUUGUAGAACAUAGUGCUAGCUGGGAUCGUUUCUUCAUUCGAGGAGGUCAAAAGUACAAGUCACCUGGAAAUUCUUAUGUCGAGGGUGAUGCUUCUAGUGCUAGUUAUUUCCUUGCUGGUGCAGCAAUCACUGGUGGAACUAUCACUGUUGAAGGUUGUGGGACGAGCAGUUUGCAGGGAGAUGUGAAGUUUGCUGAGGUUCUUGAGAAAAUGGGAGCUAAAGUUACUUGGACAGAGAACAGUGUUACUGUCACCGGACCACCCCGCAAUUCACCUACUCAAAAACACUUGCAUGCUAUUGAUGUGAACAUGAACAAAAUGCCAGAUGUUGCUAUGACACUGGCUGUGGUUGCGCUUUUUGCCGAUGGCCCCACUGCCAUUAGAGAUGUGGCAAGUUGGCGGGUGAAGGAAACGGAACGGAUGAUCGCCGUUUGCACAGAACUUCGAAAGUUGGGAGCAACGGUUGAGGAAGGACCAGAUUACUGCGUAAUCACUCCGCCUGAGAAACUAAACGUGACAGAGAUCGACACUUACGAUGAUCACAGAAUGGCCAUGGCAUUCUCGCUCGCUGCCUGUGGAGAUGUUCCGGUCACAAUUAAGGAUCCCGGUUGCACACGGAAAACUUUCCCCGACUAUUUCGAAGUUCUCCAGAGGUUCACAAAGCAAUAAACCUCAGUCUGAAGCCGGCAGUUAAUAUAAGAGGUUCAUGAUACACUGAUAGUGCAGAAGCAUCCGUAUGUUAUUCUUUUUCCCCAUAGAUCACAUGUAAUCUUAGAUAAAUUGUGCAAGCGAGUUAAAAUUUGUAUUCGGCUGUUUACCUUUUCUUUUGAACCAAUGUUUUUUUCGACAAUUUGUACACGAACGGAUUCAACUUAUGUAUCAACUAAGGCAGCUUCUUCUGUAUUAGAUUGUGGUUUGUUUUAUUCGAGCUUAAGACGGUGGAAAAUUAUCACCAA